Poecilia reticulata (guppy) is the source of this 1727-nucleotide messenger RNA. RefSeq names its product integral membrane protein 2B. The record is from RefSeq and is a predicted model, not a curated record. Gene Ontology annotation, molecular function: amyloid-beta binding. Gene Ontology annotation, biological process: negative regulation of amyloid precursor protein biosynthetic process. Lineage: Eukaryota; Metazoa; Chordata; Actinopteri; Cyprinodontiformes; Poeciliidae. Gene Ontology annotation, cellular component: Golgi apparatus; extracellular exosome; plasma membrane.
GUAGCUCCGUUGGCUACCUUGAUGACCUCCGCGGCUUUGUUUUCACAACAUACCAGACUUGGCCGAAUAGGAAGUGCAACAACUUSACUUCGGAGCAACUUCUGAUAUCUUUUUGUCCUUUCAACCAUUUUCUUUGUUGUUUUUCGCCUCUGGGAAUCUGCCGCCGACGAUUUCAGGAUGGUGAAAGUGUCGUUUAAUACCGCUUUGGCACAGAAAGACGUGAAGAAAGAUGCUGAAACUCUGAUCCCCGAGGACGAAACGGAUGCCGAGGCUGCUCUGCUGGUCCGUCGCCAGUCUCGAACCUGGUGCUGGUGCAUGUGUCUGGGUCUGGCCCUCAUGCUGUCUGGGGUGGUGGUGGCAGGAGCCUAUCUGUACCACUACUACAUCCUGGAGGUGAACACAAGUCACUAUAGCACUGCGGAAGUAUCUCAUCCCGAAGAUGAGGUCUACUUCUGUGGUGUGAAUUACCACGAGGAGGACUACAUGGUCGCUGAUGAGGAGAUGCCAAACAAGAACUUUCAGCGAUUGCUGGAAGAGAAGAUCAGGGUGCUGGAGCGGGAGCAGGUGGAGUUCAUCAACGUGCCCGUGCCAGACUUCGAAGACGGAGACCCUGCCGAUAUUGUCCACGACUUCCAGAGGAGGCUGACCGCUUACCUGGAUCUGAACCUGAACAAAUGCUACGUCAUCCCACUCAACACCUCCAUCGUCAUGCCUCCCAGAGAUCUUUUGGAUCUGCUCAUCAAAGUCAAGGCUGGCUCCUACCUGCCCCAGUCGUACCUGAUCCACGAGGAGAUGAUGGUGACGGAGCGCCUUGAGAACGUCGACCAGCUUGGGUACUUCAUCUACAACCUCUGCCACGACAAAGAAACCUUCAAGCUGCAGCGCAGAGACACAAUUCUGGGUAUGCAGAAGCGCGAAGCUCUCAACUGCCACAAGAUUCGUCACUUCGAGAACAAGUUUGUGGUGGAGACUUUGAUCUGCGAGCCUUGAGACGCCUCGACCGCAACUCUUAAAGUUGCAGGGCCGGCCGAGAUUGUGUUUCUUCAUCGUCACCUAUCUGUUUUUCUGUUCUGCAAUAAAGAGUUUUGAGCAAGAGAGAGGAGUGAAAUGUGAAGCUGUGUGGUAAAUAUCUACUGAAUGUUAACUAAAGUAAAAGCUUAUUAUUUUCUGUUUCUUUUUCUGCUUGGGAAUCAUCUAGGAAGCUAUAAUGCUUAGCCGAAUAUUCACGUAUAAAUUAUUUUAAUCAAAACRUCUGCGGAAAAUAGCAACAGUUUGCUUCUAUAGAUAUGGGUGCAUCUGUUAUUUGCAGUUCUUUCAGYUUAAAUAUGAAAACCUUGGGCGACAGGGCAUCCUUUGUACAACUGAUUCUGGUUUUCGAAASUCGAAAAUCMGAAUCAAUUCUAGGGAGACUUUUUAUUAAUGUUUGUGGUAGUUAAUAACAUGCUGCACCAAUUGUCUGGAAUACAUUCUUAAUGGGAGAUUACAGAACCAUACUUUUUUUUUUUUACUCUGAAAACGACAGGCAAAAAGUGGAAAGGGAAAUCCAGAGGAGUAAGGGCUAGCAGGAAGCACACUUAUGUUAAAGUCUUUUUCAAAUGUUUUUUUUUUCUAAAAGUCUCAGUUUUGAUAACUUUUUUUUUUGUUUUUCUUGUACUAAUUUGUGUAUAUAAGCUCUUCAAUGAAAUAAACAGACCAACUCAAUAAACCAAAAAAUGGAUUAAAAAACC